Eurytemora carolleeae is the source of this 1140-nucleotide messenger RNA. RefSeq lists its product as uncharacterized. NCBI's taxonomy places the organism in Eukaryota, Metazoa, Arthropoda, Copepoda, Calanoida, Temoridae. The record is from RefSeq and is a predicted model, not a curated record. The transcript is spliced from 3 exons. The coding region runs from base 244 to 636 and encodes 130 amino acids.
ACAGAUAUGUUAAUAUUAAUCCAUGAUUACAUAUACAGAUGAUGUGUUUAAAUAGAUUUAUUUAAGUAAACGUUAGUGUAAACAUAGAAUUAUUUGAGAAUUGAUUUACUUUUAAGCAGCUGCAUGACAAACCCAUUUUAACCUUAUCUUCUGCAAUCAUGAUAAUUGCCACAUCCUGACAGCGCCGGCGCCACAAGUUUACUUGGCACCGGCGCCAGGAGAAAUCUGUCAGUUGGUUUUAAGAUGAUGUUUAGAGUAGCAACUAUUAUCCUUCUCCUCAACCUUGCAGGGUUUAUCCACCCAGCUUAUGGAGGAGCUCAGUCCAUCUCAGAGCCUCAUGCACAGUCCCUUAGUCAGACUGGAAGAAGUUUAAAACCAACCCAGGCAGAAAACGAAGAGUUCUUCGAGAUGAUUGAGCAUCUUCUCUGGAUUACAGAUGAGAAGGAAGGAGCAGGAAGAAUGUAUUAUAGAAGACCAAGUGCAGGUUGGAUGGGGAUGAGAAGACCAAGGUUUCUCUCAGAGAGGAAUGGAGAACCAUCUUCUUUAUACAGAAAAGUUCUAGAGGAAUGCAACGGUUGGUUAUGCGCACUUGGGAUCAACGGUCUUGUUUAUAAAAUAGGCCGGAUGCUAGCUUGAUCUUGAACAAGAAAGGUCGGAUGCUGGCUUGAUCUUGAACAAGAUUGGUCGGAUGCUGGUUUGCUCUUGAACAAAAUUGGUCGGAUACUGGCUUUAUCUUGAACAAGAUUGGUGAGAUGCUGGCUUGAUCUUAAACAAGAUUGGUGAGAUGCUGGCUUGAUCUUGAACAAGACUGGUUUGAAGCUGGUUUGCUCUUGAACAAGAUUGGUCGGAUACUGGCUUGAUCUUGAACAAGAUUGGUCGGAUACUGGCUUGAUCUUGAACAAGACUGGUUUGAAGCUGGCUAGAACUUGAACAAGAUUGGUCGGAUACUGGCUUGAUCUUGAAAAAGACUGGUCGGAAGCUGACUUGAACUUAAACAAGAUUGGUCGCAUGCUGGCUUGAUCUUUUAAUUGAUCUAAAUUUAACCUUGUCUCCAAUCUAGUGCAAUAUUACGGAUAAAAAAUCCUAAAAUGUAAAUAAUGUUGAUACAAAUAGAAAUAUGAAAUACAUUCUGAAACAUGA